AUGUUCGGUUUCGGAAAAUCUAGCAACAAUUCCACCGCCAAUGCGGGUUCUGGAUCGCUUUUCGGAAACAAGCCAAUGAGUUCGGCAGGGAAUUUCAAUAACGCGGGACAAGGAGCUCAAGCAUCUGGCUCAAUGUUCGGUCAAAACAACACAGCACAGGCGAACCAAGGCGCUGGCGGGCUGUUUGGGCAGCAGAAUAGUACCGCAGGUGCUACUGGUGGUCUUUUCGGCAACAAACCCGCGGUAACGAACCCUGGAGGUGGGUUUUCGUUUGGUCAAAACAAUGCUGCACAACAAAAACCCGGAUCCCUGUUUGGCGCUAACAGCCAGCAGAACCAAGGGGCUAGCGGAGGCUUAUUUGGAAAUACAGGCCAGCAAAACACAAACCCAUCAGGCGGUCUGUUCGGGAACAGCAACAGCCAGCAAUCGGGCACAACGGGCGGGCUAUUUGGUAACAACAAUCAACAGGGCUCAAACGCUCCGGGCGGGCUCUUCGGCGGCAAUAAGAGCCAGCAAGGCCCAAACGCAACAGGAGGACUAUUUGGAAACAACAGCCAGCAAGGUCCUAAUACUUCAGGAGGGCUGUUUGGCAACAACAAUCAGCAAGGUUCCAACCCAUCGGGAGGAUUGUUUGGUAACAACAAUCAACAGAGUACAAAUUCAUCAGGAGGACUAUUCGGAAACAAACCUGGUGCCGGAACCGGUGGCCUAUUUGGUAAUUCCAAUACACAGUCUACAAGUUCUGGAGGCCUUUUCGGAAACAGCCAACAGCAACCUACAGGUUCUGCGCCAAUGUUUGGAAGUCAAAUGCAACAGCCACAGCAACAGCAACAGCAGAUCCAGCUAUUGCAACAGUCGAACUACCCUCAACAAAUCCAGGAACAAAUCAUCAAGUGCAAGGAGUCGUGGGAUCCUCAGUCGUCCAGAAGUAAACUGAAAACAUUCUUUUACAACAAGGUUAAUGAAACCGAAGCUAUGCUAUACAACAAGCCAGCUGAUGUAUCCCAAGAAGACUGGGAUGAAGCGCUGCUACAAAAGACCUCGGCGAGUGUCAUCCCCGUCCAAGCACUGGGGUUUGACGAUCUGAAUCAGCGUAAUAAUUUACAAAGAGAUAACGUUGCUCAGGCCCGCCUCAUACUCAAUCAAAUCCUGGACAAGCUUACUCAACUCACGCAGAAGCAUGACUUGGAGACUGCUUCCAGGAUUUUGAAAGCACAAACAAGAAACGUUAAGAUUCAGCAAAGAAUCCUCAAACUAGGGUCUUACCUGGCUAUAUUGAAGAGUAAGGGGCUCCCACUGUCUGUUGCUGAAGAGAACAUGUGGACAGAAUACGAAAAGCUGUUAAAGAGAAGCAACGAUCCAGCCGGACUUGGCAAGAGCAACGAAUUGUGGGCAAGAUUGUCAGUUCUAAAAGAAAGAGCGAAAACCAUUUCUGACCAACUUGACAGUACCUUAGUUGUAAUUAGUGAAAAUGGCGGCUCCAAAGCCCAAAGCAGCAGUUCAGGAAGAUCCGAAGAUAGGAGACUUGAUGACGAGGUUGAAAGCAGAGUCAACAAGAUUGCUGAGAUAUUGAGCAACCAGCAACGCGGCCUGUGCUAUCUCCAUGACGUCCUUGAAAAGGACGAUAAAACUGUCAGCAAAAUAUGUAACUUAACGACCUAA
Molecule: messenger RNA, 1662 nt
Organism: Lachancea thermotolerans CBS 6340
Lineage: Eukaryota; Fungi; Ascomycota; Saccharomycetes; Saccharomycetales; Saccharomycetaceae
Gene: NUP57
Product: FG-nucleoporin NUP57
Exons: 1
Coding region: 1-1662 (553 amino acids)
Biological process (GO): nuclear pore organization; NLS-bearing protein import into nucleus; protein localization to nuclear inner membrane
Cellular component (GO): nuclear pore central transport channel; nuclear pore
Molecular function (GO): structural constituent of nuclear pore
Source: RefSeq, a predicted model, not a curated record